Molecule: messenger RNA, 564 nt
Organism: Phyllopteryx taeniolatus (common seadragon)
Lineage: Eukaryota; Metazoa; Chordata; Actinopteri; Syngnathiformes; Syngnathidae
Gene: gtf2a2
Product: general transcription factor IIA, 2
Exons: 4
Coding region: 64-393 (109 amino acids)
Biological process (GO): transcription initiation at RNA polymerase II promoter; RNA polymerase II preinitiation complex assembly
Cellular component (GO): transcription factor TFIIA complex
Molecular function (GO): RNA polymerase II general transcription initiation factor activity; TBP-class protein binding
Source: RefSeq, a predicted model, not a curated record
AGCCCGUUAGCUCUUCGUUUCAGCUCAAUAUUGUCUCUGUUGCAGCCUUUGCUUUUCGAGAGCAUGGCGUACCAGUUGUACAGGAACACGACGUUGGGGAACAGCCUGCAGGAGAGCCUGGACGAGCUCAUUCAAACGCAGCAGAUCACGCCUCAGUUGGCUCUGCAGGUUCUUCUUCAGUUUGACAAAGCCAUCAACACGGCGCUUGCCAACCGCGUUCGCAACCGCGUCAACUUCAAGGGUCCGCUGAACACUUAUCGCUUUUGUGAUAACGUGUGGACGUUUGUGUUGAACGACGUGGAGUUCCGAGAGGUCACAGACCUUGUCAAGGUCGACAAGGUCAAGAUUGUGGCGUGUGAUGGAAAGAAUUCUGGCUCCAAUGCUGCCGAGUGAGCACACCCAUUGCCGUGACACUCGGGUGUACAUAUGCGUAUAAUUUUUGUGGACGUGCGUGCGUGCGUGCGUGUGUGUGUGUGUACGCACGCGCAUACCAACCUGCAGCAUUUUAUUUUAUUAUUAUUUUUUUUUACCUUGUUGAAGCUUAAAUAAAAUGGGCACAAUCCA